GGUUUUUAUUAUAUGCAUCGCAUUGACUUAAUUAUAAUACGCACAUUGCAUCAGCAUUUGAUGAUAUAUAAGCACCGAUUUGAGCAUAGAAUGUCAUCAGUCUUAGAAGAUUUCUAGUCCGACAAUCCACCCAAAUCAAAAUGUUCAAGAUCCUGCUUGUCUGCGCCCUCGCCGCCCUGGUGGCCGCCAACGCCAAUGUGGAGGUCAAGGAGCUGGUCAACGAUGUGCAGGCCGAUGGCUUUGUCAGCAAGUUGGCCCUCGACGACGGAUCUGCCUCCUCCGCCACCGGAGACAUCCACGGCAACAUCGACGGAGUCUUCGAGUGGAUCUCCCCCGAGGGUGUCCAUGUGCGAGUGAGCUACAAGGCCGACGAGAACGGAUACCAGCCCCAGAGUGACCUGCUGCCCACUCCUCCUCCGAUCCCAGCUGCCAUCCUGAAGGCUAUCGCCUACAUCGAGGCUAACCCCAGCAAGAACUAAGUGAACCCGCCGACUAGGAACAUGGAAAAUUGGAGACAGCUAGGUUGAGUUUGGAUAUCUCUCACCAGCUGUUUUAAAUUUAAGAAAAAUGUUAUCGAAUUCGAAAAUAAAUUAAACCUUGCAAUAUAAA
Molecule: messenger RNA, 609 nt
Organism: Drosophila simulans
Lineage: Eukaryota; Metazoa; Arthropoda; Insecta; Diptera; Drosophilidae
Product: larval cuticle protein 3
Exons: 2
Coding region: 141-479 (112 amino acids)
Cellular component (GO): chitin-based extracellular matrix
Molecular function (GO): structural constituent of chitin-based larval cuticle
Source: RefSeq, a predicted model, not a curated record